Messenger RNA from Penicillium soppii, 207 nucleotides. RefSeq names its product Glycosyl transferase family 54. Lineage: Eukaryota; Fungi; Ascomycota; Eurotiomycetes; Eurotiales; Aspergillaceae. The transcript has 2 exons. The record is from RefSeq and is a predicted model, not a curated record. The coding region runs from base 1 to 207 and encodes 68 amino acids.
AUGAACAAGUAUGCAUUGGCACCGCCGCAGCUUCAACACGUGGGUUUAAAAUCGAGCCGGGAUAAUCUCGACAUCAAUACACGCAGCACGUGGGCAUUUUGGUUCGAGACCAAUGAUCCAAUCAUACUGAGGGAGGAGCACCGGAGACUACUAGAAGACCAUGACGUGAAGAUGAUGCUGAAUUUGUCAACUACAGAGUAUAAAUGA